Aspergillus affinis is the source of this 1650-nucleotide messenger RNA. RefSeq names its product fungal specific transcription factor domain-containing protein. The transcript has 3 exons. Gene Ontology annotation, molecular function: zinc ion binding; DNA binding. The record is from RefSeq and is a predicted model, not a curated record. NCBI's taxonomy places the organism in Eukaryota, Fungi, Ascomycota, Eurotiomycetes, Eurotiales, Aspergillaceae. The coding region runs from base 1 to 1650 and encodes 549 amino acids. Gene Ontology annotation, biological process: DNA-templated transcription.
AUGGGACAGACAGGGAGUGUUUCCGUAAACCCCCAAAAGCCGGAUAAGCAUACUAUCUCUUCAGGGUUGCUCAUUGCUGCCGACUUCAAUGAGGCGUCCGGUGGCGCUCGUGACUCUGAGCAUUCCGAGCUCCAUAGGAGCUUAGUAGAAGUCUUUUUAUCCCGAAUUGAUCCAGUAUUCAAGGUUAUACAUCAACCUUCUCUAAAGGCGUAUCUGUUAGAAGGCAAGCAGUAUCUCGACUAUGAAGAUGGACACCAUGCUCCAAAUACGCUCGCAUCCGCUAUCUACUAUGCUGCCGUUUGCAUUUUGAGCGAUGAAGAAUGUGAUCGGGUUUUCAAGGAGCACAAAUCUUCAGUGGUCGUGAAAUAUCGACGAGUUUGCGACGCGGCACUAUAUCAUGCAGAUUUCCCGACAACAAACGAUUUAACUGUUCUUCAGGCUUUCAUGAUAUCACUACUUUCAUACCGGCUUUUGGAUCAAGGUCGACGUGAAUGGACAAUGUUGAGCAUGGCAUUGCGAGUAGGUCAAGCGUUAUCGCUCCACAUUGUGAAUCCUCCCUUCUCAAUCAGACCGCUCGAGAUGGAAUUACGCAGACGUGUCUGGCAUGCUAUCGGCAUUCUUGACGCCCAGUCAUCUCUGGAUCGAGCAACCGAGCCGAUGGUCAUACCCGCAUGGCUCGAACAGAACACUGCAUCGAACAUCAACGACAAUGAUAUCGGCUUUUUCAGCGAUGCUAUCCCACCAGAAACAACUGAAUACACUGAUAUGACAUUCACAUUGCUUAUAUCGAAAGCGCAUAAAAUUAUGCGAUCGCUCAAUUUUUCGCGUUGGACGCAACAUGGGAUCAUGGACAUGGAAGAUCGACAGUCAAUUGUGAUCGGAUUUCAGAAAGAGGCAAUAAAAAUGGUUUCCGGGUGCUGUCCGGACAAAGACCCGCUUCAGUGGCUUACUGUCAAGACAGCGGAAUGCCUCACUGCUUCUCUACAGCUGGCAGCACUGAGGCCUUUACAACGGGAUUCGAGUUUCACACCCCCGCAGGUCAAGAAUCAUGGUCUUUUGAAACUUUGCGUAGAUAUUCUGCAGAGAACACAAAAUCUAUGGGAGAACCCUCUGGUCGAACCAUGGCGCUGGUUUCAAGAAUUAUGGGCCCCUUGGCAUCCACUCUCGGUGGCCCUUGCUGAGCUUUGUUCUUGUGACGAUGUCUCUGUUAUGGAGGCGUACUGGCCAAUUGUGGAACACUCAUUCUGCGUCGUUGGGCAUGCCGUGGCAGACUCCAAAGAAGGGAUGCUGUGGAAACCUAUUGAUAAAUUGAUGAAACAGGCAGAAUCAAAAAGAGCGGUCCUCAUAACAACAACUGUUCCGCAGGAGCCAAAACAACCCACUCCUGUUAACCAACUUGCCCGGAGCAACCAACAUAAAGACUCCACACUGAGCUCAACUUCGAAUGAACAGAGCGCUGUCCGCAAUGAUUUACCGCCCGUUGAGGCAAGGGAGCAGAGCAUUUCAGAGCCCUAUGCCUCGAAGGAUAUCUGGGAGAUAUUAAACUUUGACGACUGGACGGAAGAUCUUGGCCAAACCUCCUGGUCUAGCUUCACGAGCUUUCUUGAUGAUUUGCAUGUGGCAGAUGACUCUAUAUUGACCUUCGGAUAA